Messenger RNA from Cyprinodon variegatus (sheepshead minnow), 4870 nucleotides. RefSeq names its product girdin-like (gene ccdc88b). Gene Ontology annotation, molecular function: microtubule binding; dynein light intermediate chain binding. Gene Ontology annotation, cellular component: centrosome; cytoplasm. Gene Ontology annotation, biological process: cytoskeleton-dependent intracellular transport; cytoplasmic microtubule organization. NCBI's taxonomy places the organism in Eukaryota, Metazoa, Chordata, Actinopteri, Cyprinodontiformes, Cyprinodontidae. The coding region runs from base 14 to 4774 and encodes 1586 amino acids. The record is from RefSeq and is a predicted model, not a curated record. The transcript is spliced from 27 exons.
GCUGUUUGAGAAUAUGGUGGAGAACGAGAGCAGCAUCCAGCUCUACAGCCAGUACAUGGAAGUAAACUCAGUUACCCAGAGUUCCCUGGAGCGCUACAAGAGGCUAACCAACGGGGUCUUCCUCAAUGAGGUCAUGAGGAUCAUAGACCCAAACCCCAAGGUGGAGCGGCUGUACAACAGUGGGAAAGAUGACCAAAUGCUAAGAGUCCAGAACUUCUCCAUUUUAAACCGGCACCUCAGGGCCUUCUAUCAGGAGGACCUGCAGCAGUUGAUCCUCAUGCCUCUCCCAAAUGUGGCCUUACUGGGGCAGGACCCCCUAACAGAGGCAGCUGUGGAAGAGCUCCGGAGACUACUGCUGCUCCUAUUGGGCUGUGCAGUGCAGUGUGAGAACAAGGAGACAUUCAUCCAGCAGAUCCAGUCUCUGGACAUUGAGACUCAGGCAGCCAUUGCCAUCUGUAUUCAGCAGGUGACCCAGGAUCCUAGAGUGGUGUUGCCUCUUCAAUGGGAGGAGCUGGUGGAGGCAGAAGGCGCAGACCUGCAGCGGGCCUUCAGCUCCAUGGCCAAGCAAAUCCAAAGCCUGCUGGCACAGAGAGACACACACCUGGAGAGGAUAGCAGAGCUGUGUCAGGAGCGAGAAGCCCAUGGUGAUUCAACCACGGUACCACUAGGGGGCCACGUUGACGAUCUGCCGCAGAGCCUGGCCCUCCAGCUGGCUGAUAAAAAGGCCAAACUCCGCCGCCUCAAACAACAACUGGAGGACAAAGGGGAUCAGAUUCUGGAUUACAAGCAGGAGGUUCAAAUGAUGGAGGAUCAGCUGAAGAAACUUCAAAAAGAGAACCGUUCUCUGCAGAGCGAGGUGAGGGGCAUGCGUGCUCUCCGGGACGAGCUCGACUGUGCCCGGGAACGGGCUACACGGACCGAGCAGAUUCAGGCUGAGCUUCAGAGCUGCAAACACAAACUGCGCAGCCUGGAGCUGACUCGCACUCAGCUGAAGGAGCAGCAACAUCUAUGUGCAGCAUUACAGGAAACUAAAAGUCUUCUGGAAGAGCAGCUGGCAGAUGCUCGGGCACGUUGCUCCUCCAUACGGGAGCUGGAGAAGGACAAUCUUCUGCUGCGUCAGAGAAUCAUGGACAUUGAAGCAGAGCGGGACACUGAAAGGCAGCGAGUUGACGAUUUGUUGGAGAUGAACAUGAGCCUGGAGGCAGACCUGAGGCAAAUGAGCACGUCAAAGAGAGGCGUUUCCUCCCCAAAUGUCAUCCUCCAUCAGCAUUUUCUGGAAUCAGGACCUGACUCUGAUGAGGAUAUCUGCAACCUGAUAGAUCAGAAGCCGCUGAGCGUGGAAGUAGGUGAGGCCUCAACGUUGAGGCUGCUUGGAGCAGAACAGGAGAACGCUGAGCUAAGGAGGAGGCUGGAGGAGCUACAGGCCCAGCAGGAGGUUGAGUCCCCAGAUACAAAAGAUGAGCUGGCGUGUCUUGAGGUGGAACAUCGAAAAACACUCAGUGAGUUUCAGAACUUAAAGAAUGAAAAUGACACUCUGAAGCAGCGACUGGAAGAGCUGCUGAUGGAGCUACAACACCUACAAGAGAAGAGCAAGGAGGGAGGUGUAAAGAAGCUGGGCCGAGAAAAGGAGGAGGAAGAGGUGGUUAGAGGAGUCCAGGGCUCUGAAACCAGCAGGGGAGUUGGGGAAGGAAGGGUGAGGCUGAUUGAUGAAAGGGAGAAAAGGGGAGAAAUCAUAGGGACGCGGCGGGAAGCAGGAGUGGGUGAAGAGGGUUUUGGUGUUCACGAGGGAAAAGGAGAAUUCUGUGAUGAAAAGAUCAAGACCAAGAGGAGGGGGGAGGCUGAAGGUGGACAGAUGGAACUGGAGAAACAGGAGAAAGAACCAAAGGUUGAAAACACUGAAUCAGAGACCAUAAAGCACCCAACUGAAGAGAAGACUGACACCUCAGAGACACAACCCGAUGUCUGUUCCUCAUCUGGCUUGGAGCUCCUCAAAAGCCGACUUCAGGAGAUCCAGGAGGAGGCCGAUCGCCAGGCGCAGUCAGCUCAGGAUUUGCGUACGAAGCUCGGGGAGCAAAGCAGGAAGACAUGGGAAGCCGAGCAGAAGCUGGUUCUAGUGGAGGCUGAACUACAGCGUUUAAAGAAAGCCGGAGAGAAUCUAGCAGAGGCUCGCAGGCAUAUAGAGGUCCUUCAGUCGGAGGGUCUGGCAAUGGAGGAGGAGCUGUGCCGCCUGCGGAGCCAAGCGGAGCUCCACCGGAUGCAGACCACAGUCAUCGCCACCCUGGAGGGGGAGAGGGCUGCGCUAGAGAGAGACAGGGACACGCUGCGCAGCACAGUGGACGCCCUGCGAGCCGCCCAGCGCAAGACCGACCAGUUGGAGCUCACAACCCAGACUUUGAGAGCAGAGCUGGAACGUCAAGGCCGCAGUCUUGAUGCGUCGCGGCGUCGGGAGGAGCAGCUUGAGGCAGAGCUCCGUGAGGCCAUCCUGGAAGCAGAGUCUCUAGUGCGAGCAAGAGACCAGGCACUGCUGGAGACCUCGAGGCUGGAGCAGGAGAAGGAUGUGUGCCAGUCGGAGCUGGACCGUGAACGGAAGGAGGGGCGUCAGAGAGAGAGGGAGGCGACGAGGCUGAGGCAGCAGCUGGAGAGCACGACCUUGGCCCUGGAGCACAGCAACCAGAGAGCGUGUGCUCUGGAUGCUGAACACAGACGCGUGUGUCAGCAACUGACUGAGUCCAAGGAGCUCUGCACUCAGCUGCAGGACAUGGAGAAAAAACUCAGCUCUCGACUGAACGGCAUGGAGGAGGUGAAGCUGCAGCUGCAGGAGCAAUAUGCAGAAGCUCAGGCAAAGAUCAGCUCGCUGUCUCAGGAUCUAUCCAAUGAGCAGGGUGGUACUCAGAAACUGGCUGCCGAAGUUGUUGACCUCAGGCAGAAGUUACAAAGAGCCGAGGCUGAGCUCAAGGCGACAACAGAUUUUCUCAAGCAGUCUCAGGAGAGAGCCGAGUCGCUCUCACAGCAGCUCAAGACGAGCGCAUCUCAUCCCAUUUCAAAUUCAGAGCUGUUGCGCCAAAAGAUGUCACAACUAGAUCAAAGCCCUGAAACGGGCAAAGAUCCUGCCCCUUGCAUGACCCGGCGGCACACCACAGGAGAAUCAGAGAGGCUGCUGAAUGAGAGGGUGUUGGAGCUGGAGAAAGAGAGAGCUGUGGCAGUGGCAGGACAAGAGGCUUUGCAGAUGCGCUUGUCUCAGUCCCAGGAGGCGUGCGAGCACCUGAAGGAGCAGCUGGAAGCCCUGCGUCGCCACUCCCUCAGUCUGCAGGACUCCUGCACCAGCCUACAGACACUCAACACUCAGCUACAGGUGGAUCAAGCAUCUCUAAGCUCCCAGCAUGCAAUAGCGUUGGCACGCUGCAGUGAGAGCGAGGCCCGACGCGCAACCCUGGAAGCUGAGUCAAAGGUGUGGGCACGGGAACGAGAGGAGUCGUCGGCCAGGAUGGAGGCUCUGAGGCGUGACCAUGAGCGGAUGGCAGCAUUGCAGCAGCAGCAGGAGGUGGAAUUGGAGGAGCUGCUGGAGAAACAUUCACAGCUAAGGGGCAGCUAUCGCAACCUGGAGGCUCAACACAGGGAGCUGGAGGGGAGGUACAAGGAGCUCCUGGAUAGUAAAACCCAGCUGGAGGAGAGGGAGAGAGAAAUAAAGCUGGAAAGGCAGAAGAUGGAAGCAGAAGCCCAGAAGACGCUGGAGAGAGAACGAGAGCUGGAGAGGCUGAAAGACGACUGCGAGAGGCUGCAGGCCCAGCAGAAGGACUGGCUGGCCUCACAGGCAGAGCUGCUGGCUCAGGGCUCGGUGCUAAAGGCGGAGCUGAGUGCCUCCCAGCUGGAGAAGACGCGACUGGAGGGGGAGCUCAGUGGCCUGAGAGAAACCAAUCAGAGCCUGGACCUCAGCAAUGCCCGGCUCACCAGCCAGUACCAGCUGUUAACACAACUGAAAGGGAACAUGGAAGAGGAGAACCGACACUUAGCCGAACAAAACCAAAGUCUGUUAAAGGAGAACCGGGCCUUACUGGAGCAGAGCCUGGAGCGGCGUGACCAGCACUACUCGCAGCAGCAGGAGUACCAGGAGAAGCUAAGUGAGCUCCGUCGGGAGAAGCAGAAGUUGGUGGAGAAGAUUAUGGAUCAGUACAGAGUCCUCGAGCCCAACAUGCAACCUCCAGCCAGCAAGGCCAAAAAGUCUAACUGGAUCGCAGACAGGAUGAAGAAACUAAUCAAGCCUCGGGGAGGAGGAAGAGAGGGGCGCACCCUCUUCACUGCUGCAGGCAGCAUAGAAAACCUGGCCGACAGCAAUGAAUUUUCAUCAGACACACAAACACCAAAGCCUGACCUACGUAGUGCUCCGGUUUCACCGUCCCCCUUAAGGAAAACCACAUCCAACCCAGACCCUGACACUUCGGUUCCAGGGACUCCAACCCCUACCCGCCCUGGGGCCCGACGAAAGCUGGGCUCCCGUCACGGCUGGGGGAUCGGUUUAGCCAGAGCGGGCUCUGGGAUCUCCCAGUCCUUUAGUCCCGGCGACAACAAGACGCCUCCCCGCCAGCGGCUUCGCUCCAGUCAGAACAGCACCACCAUCGUGUGGGAGGGGGCGGGAAAGGAGGCCGACACGCAUCAUGAUGCUACUUCCCUGACCAGCCAGGAGAGUAUUGAGGAGGAGGGACUGAAAGACAAUCAUCCCUCCAGUGACCAAACAUAUGCACAGGAGAGACCCAUAAACACACCCUCUGUAAACUGAUGUCCUAUUUUAUAUAACAAACAAUCUGUGUCACACAUACAUGUGAGCUUUUUCCAAAUAUGACCUUUAUAGUGUUUUUUAUUAAUACUAAGUAAA